GUAACAUGAUACCCACGUACUGUACUCUAACUAAAAUUAUGGGCUAAACUAACUCAACAAAUAAUCCUAAAAAUUAAAAUAACAACUACCCUACUCUCUGAAGAAAAUUCAGGAAGACUUAUUCAAACUAAAUAACAAAUUAGAUAAAGACAAUAUCCACUUUUGCAUCAGUUUUCAACAAUUUCUGGGAUCAUUAAAUGCAUAAAAAACGGCUGUGUUAAUGAUAUGAUUGAUCCAUUUCUGAAAGAGAAGAUAGCACCGGUGUGUUUGAUAGAAUUUAUGGAGAUCGCUCUCAGUUGUAUUCAUCCAAAUCCAAACGAACGGCCUUCGAUGGGAGAAGUUGAGGUAACUUUCGAACUUGCAUUGAAGUUGCAGGAGAAAGCCGACUUGGUUAUCAAGGCUGACAAUCCACAUGCUGGUUACGCCAUCGAAGAAGUAUCAUUUCGUGUUUCUCUCGUGGAUUAUGAGGAAUUCUGGUUACACCAAGCCAAUAGCUAUUGUUGUCCGAUGCAGAACUAAAAAUUGGUGGGUGGAGAUGAAUUUGGGAAGGCAAAAGGUAUUUUCUAUUUUUUACUGGUGAAAAGAGUGAUGCAAUUCCUAUCCAAAACUAAAUGGCGUCAUCAAAUUCCCAGUCAUUCUUGCCUUGCUGUUAUCUUUCUCCUUUUGUGUGUGUGUGUGUGUGUGUCUUAAUGUAAAUAUUUCUUCCAAUAUCAAUGGCAGUUUUAACUACUAAGAGUUUGACUGCAAGGGCAACCUUCUAAGUAGCUGGCAAGAUCAGCUACUUAAAUGAUUAAAGACAGCUGUUUUAG
Messenger RNA from Rubroshorea leprosula, 809 nucleotides. NCBI's taxonomy places the organism in Eukaryota, Viridiplantae, Streptophyta, Magnoliopsida, Malvales, Dipterocarpaceae. The record is from the annotation of a GenBank genome assembly.